Molecule: messenger RNA, 1887 nt
Organism: Lodderomyces margitis
Lineage: Eukaryota; Fungi; Ascomycota; Pichiomycetes; Serinales; Debaryomycetaceae
Gene: MLH3
Product: mismatch repair protein
Exons: 1
Coding region: 1-1887 (628 amino acids)
Biological process (GO): mismatch repair
Cellular component (GO): mismatch repair complex
Molecular function (GO): ATP hydrolysis activity; ATP-dependent DNA damage sensor activity; ATP binding
Source: RefSeq, a predicted model, not a curated record
AUGAAAGUACACAAACUUGAUGAUUCAGUGAUUGGCCAAAUCAAGUACCAUCUUCACUUUAAUACAUUCCACUCAAUUGUGGAAUCAAUUUUGGGUCAGUGCCUUCAAUACAGAGCCACAAGAAUCGAAAUAAAGAUUGAUUUCCAAUCACUUGCAAUAUUCGUGCAAAGCAAUGACGUUGGAUUGACACCUGAACAAUUAGAAGAGCUUUGCACCAGCAACAAAUUUGGGGGACUUGAAGUUGUAUCAAACCUCAAAAUAAUCUCCAAGUCUCAGCAAUACAAUUGUCCUUACAAAAUCAUCGCCACAAAAAACCCCAAGGCUCAACUAUGCAGUGAAACGACCGAUUUGAACACUAGCUACUGUAAUCUAGAUCCAUUGGGGCACCAUGGUACUAUAUAUAUUGUGUCCAACAUUUUCAACAAUUUACCAGUGAGAAAAGCCCAACUUAAGGCAACACCAGUGUACAAAAUCGUAGAUGGAAUCAAGAUGGUUUUACUUAAAGUUCUAUUUAAUAAUUAUCAAGUGGAAAAAGUCAAUUUGGAAUUGUAUAAUCUGCAAAAGUUCAAGUUUGAAGAGAUUGUGUCAACAAAUGCAGCAUCUGAGGUAAAGUUGUUGCAAGAUCUAUUCGAUAUAGAAGUUCAAUUUAAGCCAGUUAAAGCCAGCUUCAAACACUAUUACAUUGACGGGGUAAUUGGAUUACAAACAACAAGAUCCAAAGGUCAUCAAUACGUGUUUGUAAACAAUCAGUUGAUGCCAUUGUCGAAAAGUGAAGUCGCAGCCAUCAAUGAUAUAUUUGAAGAUUUUGGUGAAAAGGAUCCCAGUCCAAAGAGGAAGACUGUGCAAGCUUAUGCCACAUUUCUAAUGUCAAUAACAUGCAACAAGGAAGUAACUAAAGACUCCUAUUCGUGGCUGGUUGUAAUCGACUUGUUGAAGCGAGUGUUUGCCAAAUUUGUACGUAUGGGUUUACUGAAAAAACCAUUAACGAAUGAGCAUGUCUUUACUCUUCUGCCAUGUCCCAAGAGAGCAAAGACGGACAAAUUUAUCCUAAAUACAAAUGUCCGAUGGGGUGAUGUCAACAGUAAAGAAAUCGAAGGCAUGGUUAGUUGUGGCAAAUCGCAUCAUAUAAAGCCGCGGUUGCAACCACCAAGAACCACCAUCACAACUCACCGAUUCAACUAUCAUCAUCAUCACCAUCAACAGCACCAAAGCGACUCUCCCACGACAGCUGGCUAUGAACUAACUCAUUUUGCAAAGCUACGUCUUUCAAAGUAUCGAAUCAUUAAACAGAUUGACAAGAAAUUCAUCCUUGUUGUCAUUGACAACAAGUUAGUUGUGUUGGACCAACAUGCCACUGACGAAAGAAUCAAGGUUGAAGAGUUGAUGCAAGAGUUUGUCUCGAACUUGCCGCAAAAUCUACGACUUGCACAUCCAAUGCGAAUAAAUGUGACAUCAAGUGAACAUCUUAUCUUGCAGCAAUACCUGGCCAAUUUCAAAUCAUGGGGAAUAAUUUACCAUUUCGAUGAGGGAGAUAACGAUUUGGUAGUGACAAACGUACCUCAACUUCUCAUGAAUAACGCAAGUGACCAACAGUUUAUCAAAAAUGCCUUGUUGCAACAUUGCUACGAUUUGCAAAACAAUGUCAAGAAUCAGUUAUUCCAUGACAGUAGACACGAUUGGUUUACAAUAAUGUUUCAUGUGCCACAAUUUAUCAUCAAUGUAAUCAAUUCUCGAGCUUGUCGAUCGGCAGUUAUGUUUGGUGAUGGAUUAUCCAAACUGGAAAUGCGAGACUUGAUUGAUAAAUUGAGUAAAUGUAAAUUACCAUUUCAAUGUGCUCAUGGUCGGCCGUCUAUAGUACCAUUAGUUAAUCUACAUAGUAAUGAAUAA